Gadus morhua (Atlantic cod) is the source of this 2159-nucleotide messenger RNA. RefSeq names its product MAF1 homolog, negative regulator of RNA polymerase III b (gene maf1b). Gene Ontology annotation, molecular function: RNA polymerase III core binding. Lineage: Eukaryota; Metazoa; Chordata; Actinopteri; Gadiformes; Gadidae. The record is from RefSeq and is a predicted model, not a curated record. Gene Ontology annotation, cellular component: nucleus. The transcript is spliced from 8 exons. Bases 508 to 1251 code for a protein of 247 amino acids. Gene Ontology annotation, biological process: negative regulation of transcription by RNA polymerase III.
CGGGGCUUCCUUGUACACAGACGUUGUCGAGCUGUUGUUUUGGUCGGACUGAGCGGUUUCUUCACAAGCUUUUGACCAAACCACCAUCGACGUUCUUGUAUUGCAGGUCAGGUAGUUCAGUCGUUUUCGUUUUAGAUCGGGUCGUGGUCAAGCACCUCGGUCCGCCAGAGCUCCGGUACUUAAAGGAAGGGAUGCCGCUGCAGAGCCGACCCCACGGACUCCUCACCGCCCGGGACUGUAACUCAACGACGCGUUUAAUCGGGACUAGUAGCUGUUGUAUACCGUUAAACAGUACCAGGAUAAAUCACUCUCGACCGAGUGUUUUAAAGACAUGUUUAAGUUCAGCUGCGAAUUAAAUUAACCUAGCAUUAGAAGCUAACGACUAGCCUGUAAACAGAGCGGAAAUCGCUCUUCUUGAACCCCCAGACGGAUUACUCGACGACGGCCAGGUGCACUCACUGUUUUGUCCCUGCUGGGUUCAUAAAUCGAAAAGACCAAGACGAGAAGAUGAAACUUCUGGAGAACUCGAGCUUCGAGGCACUGAGCUCCCAGCUGUGCGUGGAGACGGGAGACUCUCGCAUCCUCGGGAGGAUCGAGAGCUACUCCUGUAAGAUGGCGGGAGACGACAAGCACAUGUUCAAACAGUUCUGUCAGGAGGGGGAGCCCCACGUCUUGGAGGCCUUGUCCCCCCCACAGUCCACCUGCGCCACCAGCCCCUCUCAGCUGGGGAAGAGCAGUGAGGAGGGCGAGGACCACCUUAGUGACAAGUGUUGCAGGAAGACUCUGUUCUACCUCAUCACCACCCUCAACGAGUCCUUCAAGCCCGACUACGACUUCAGCACCGCCCGCUCACACGAGUUCAGCCGCGAGCCCAGCCUCAACUGGGUGGCGAAUGCCGUGAACAGCAGCAUGUUCUCUGCCGUGGGUGAGGAGUUCAACUCCCUGGGACCCGAGGUCUGGAACACCAUCGACCAGGAGAUCAACCUGCAGGGCUGUGAUAUAUACAGCUAUAACCCCGACCUGGACUCUGACCCGUUUGGCGAGGAGGGAAGUCUCUGGUCCUUCAACUACUUCUUCUACAACAAGAAGCUGAAGAGAAUCGUCUUCCUCACCUGCCGCUCCGUCAGCAACAGUGUGCUCAGCGGGUACGGGCGGGACAGCCAAGACAACGAGCUGGACAUGGAGCUGGAGGACGAGGAGGAGAUGGACGGAUUCGCCGAGGACCGGUUCCCCAGAGCUCUGUGUGUCUAACCCCCACCAAAGGAGCGCCACCUCCCCCCCCCCCCGCUUUUAUUUUUUAAAUCUAUCCCUUUUCUUUUUCAUCAUCUUGUUCUACACAGCCUCCUCCAGUCCCCAUCACCUCUACCCCCAUACCCUCCACCCCAUACCCCCUGCCCAAUACCCUCUACCCAUGAGGACACGAUAAGGAGAAAACCUCAGACGUUAUGAACAGGACAGAUGUGGAGAGUCCUCUCAGACGUUAUGAAGUGGACAGAUGUUAUGAAGAGAGGGCAGAUGUUGAGUCCUCUCAGACGUUAUGAAGAGAGGGCAGAUGUUGAGAGUCCUCUCAGACGUUAUGAAGAGAGGGCAGAUGUUGAAGAAGGCCUCAGACGGAGAGGACAUGUGGAGAACCCCUCAGACGUUAUGAAGAGGUGUUGGUUGGGAGGGAGCGUCUCUCCUUCCUCAUGAGGACUUUGUUUUUCCACCAGACCGGCCACCAGCAUUACCCCAGAGACACACACGUGUCGGGCAGCUGGGAGGAGCUCCUCAAAGACGAUCUGAUCGCUAGUGGUCCUCUCGCUUGUUUUUUUUGCGACGCUUUCUACGCCUGCCAGUGGUCUCCGUGACGAGCACCCGGUCUCCGACUAUAUGCUGCAUUCUGAACCCCCUGUCGGUUGAACCUAUGUGUGUUUUAGUCUUUGUACAGCUUCUGACCUCACUGAGGAGCACCUUUUGAUUUGUCUUUGUACGUGUUGUUCAUGUCCUGCUGGCCUCCCCGCUGGUAACGGUGAAUGUACAUUCUUUUUUAAUUCGGAGGCUUCCCAGCUCCGCUCGUUUUAGCUUUUCUUUCCUACAUUGAGGGUUAUUAAUAUAUUUCUCUGCCGUGUUUAGAGCGUAGACGAUAUAUCUGACAUGUGAAUAAAGUUUAAAAAAAACCA